UCCACCGCCUGUGAUUUGAAAAAAUUACCUAAGGAGUUAAAGUUUCAUAUACUCAUAUAUGUCAUCAAAAAGUUGGUCGGCGUGUAAACUUUAACUGUAGGGAAAGAAGGGAACAAAACCACUUCCGCAGAUGAGUUAAGUUAUUAAAAUACAAUAAUAAAUAUUAAGUACUUUAAAUGCGACGAUCACAACGACUUAUUAAAUAUAAAGAUGUUGCGGAUAAACCUAAUUGUUUUGAUGAAAGUAGCAAAUUACUUGCUGAUGAUCGGAAUUUCAAAAAACAAAUUCAAAUUUUGGGAGCCAAAACGGAUAACGGAAGUAACAGUAAUGAAAGCUUAUCUCAGUUAUUUAAACAAAUAAGUGAGGAUCAAGGCACAGACGUUAUCAAAAAUACAUUGUUAAAUACUUCUAAAACCAACGCUGAGAUUCACAACAAACGAUGUCCAACCGCGCCAUCUGCAGCACCAACUACAAGAAGAGGCAGAAAAAGAGGAUAUAGUGGGUCUAAAAACGUUAGACAACAUAAAAAAACUCGCUUCGAAGCUGCUUCAAAUGAGGAUGAAGUGAAAACACCUAUCAUAUCAAUUGACAAUUAUUUUAACCCCAUAAGAAAUCCAUUGCUACCAGUUGCGGCAAAUGCACAGCAGGGGCAGAAUAACGAUUUUUAUUACUACAACAAAAAUUCGCUAUUACCUCCGGUGUAUCCGAAUCAUUUUGUCAAUCAAAACUACACCAACACUUUAAUUAAUCCACAACAAUUGCAGUCUUUUGCAGCGAUGGAGUCAAAUGUUCAACCAGAAAUACACUUUCCUACGCCAGAAUUAACACAAUCACUUGAUUUAGAUUCAUCCACUUCCACAAUAUCGCUGCCGGAAUCUCUUCGCGAACUGUUCGGAUGCGAUGACAUUCGCGAUGUUUUAAAAUUGGAUAAAGUAGUAUUUCGAAUGCGUCUAUUGCAUUUACAAACAUUGGCAUAUGUGUUAAAUAUAGAAUUUAAUUAUUUGCGUGAUUUGGUUGAGAAAAUAAUGAAGUUGGAUACAGAGACUUUACAGAAAGUCAUUUAUGCUUUUCAACCGGAAGCAAACUUUAAAUAUACUUCAGAAAUCAAUAAAUAA
Bactrocera latifrons is the source of this 1115-nucleotide messenger RNA. RefSeq lists its product as uncharacterized. NCBI's taxonomy places the organism in Eukaryota, Metazoa, Arthropoda, Insecta, Diptera, Tephritidae. The coding region runs from base 177 to 1115 and encodes 312 amino acids. The record is from RefSeq and is a predicted model, not a curated record. The transcript is spliced from 3 exons.